UUUCUGAGAGGAGCUCUUUCUGCUCCAUCUAGAUGCUUCUUCUGCAACUGCACAGGGUGUCAGGCAGACUGAGAUGGGGCCCUGCUCAGAAGACCUCCGCCUCCGCUGGGCCUUCAGGUUCCUGGGAUUCAUCAGCCUCCUCCUCAGCAUCCGCAGCACUGGAGUCAAGAGUUCUGGAGCACAUGGUUCUGGAGUUCAGGAUUCUGGAGCCCAUGUUCCCCUGCAGGGGAUCCGAGGAGGUUCUGUGUUGUUUCAUAUGACCAAGAAGCAAGAAGCUGACCCAGAGGAAGUCUUAUGGGGCUUUGGCCCUGAGUCAAACUACAGAGUCCUGCUGCGAGUCCUCCGUGGGGCAGACACCCCAACCUGGGUCAGCCUCCAGGACAAGUACCAGCACAGGGUCCAUGUGCCCAAUGUGAUGUCCCUGAGGAUUGAGAACCUGACCCGAGAGGACAGUGGGCAGUACCGGGCUCGAGUCAGCUUCCCUGGAGGAAUAGAACUUACCCAGGUUUUCCUCCUCACUGUCUGUGAUCCUGCACCCCUUCCCCAGAUCCUGGUCAAAUCUGCAUCCAUCACACCAGGCUGGUGCAAUGCUACCCUGGAGUGCACAGCCUCACGGGACACAGAGGAUCUGAAGGUGACCUGGGGGAGCAUGGGCCUUCCCAGGGAGCAGAGAAUAAUGCUGGAUCCACCCUCAGACUCCUGGACCCUGGCUCUGAGUCUGCCCCUGAGCCAACCCAGUGCCAGCUUGACCUGUGUGGUCAGCAACCAGGUGGACCAGAAAACUGCCACCUUAGACCUUGGAGAAGUCUGUGUCUCUGAUUCACAUGGACAGGUCAGUGCUGACCCCCUGCCAUGCAUCAUAAAGGCUGUUGUGGUUAUGCUGUUGAUCCUUGGAGUUGGGCUGUUCCUUUGGAAGACACGUGGGAAGAAGAGGAAGAUGAAGACUGAAAGAGGUAUAGAAUUUCAGGAGAAUCAGAGGAACAAUGAUGGUGGAGACCAGUAUGCAGAGCUGAGCCAGCAGACAUCUGGAGAGGCCACAUACAAGGUAAUUGGUGAACAUACUUAGAAGAAAAGGAGCCUUUUAGAGUCUGCAGUGAGGUCCACAAGCCAGAAAGUGGGCCCAUGAAGAUAAUUUAAUUGGAGGAAGCAGGAGACUCUGCACUCCUAGGAUACCUCCACUCAUAGCCUGAUUCAUGCAGGCACCUGCCUCUCCCAGCUCUGGUUCGGCUCCAGCUGCCCCUGGUCUGUGUUACUCUGACUUUUCUGCUGCCAACUCUCUGGGUACAUGUGUCCUUCUGACAUCCUCUGACACCUCCCCAAGUGCCCUCCCACUCAGGAUACUCACCCUACCGGACAAAUCCUCUUCUUCCAUCAUCGACUCUUCUCCUGAAGCUUUCCAAAGAGGACCUUCCUACACAUGGUAAUCCCCACAGCCUCUCCUGUGUGGUGGUGUAUAUCUUCCCGAGGACAUAAGCUCAGGCAUGGGGACUGUGUGGGAGAUAUUUACCAGACCACGGAGGAAGAGUUUAGGACCUUGGUGCUGGGUGCUGAUCUGGGAAUCUAUGGAAGCCACAUGGGUAGGUGGGAGUCCAUAAAGGACUGUCCUGAGUUUUGCUUUGCACCCUGUGUAGGGCAAAAUUUGCAUGUUGGGCAUUGUGUGUGUGUGUCUGUAUGUACGUUGGGGGAAUAUCCAGUGUGCAUUAUACCCUAGGCCACAUCCCUUGUUCCUGAUCACUAGUACUAACCUCAGCUUCAGUUCAUGGACCUCAAAUCUACCUCCUGUGAAGUGGGAAGAGGAAUGUGUACUGUUUCUAUCCCUUCCAAACCUUUUCUGUAUCAGAGAAGGACCCAGGAUGGAUUUAUAUUCUUAGGAAAUCAGCCUCAGGCCUUUCCUGUCUGGGGUGGGGGUCAUUAGAAUGGAAGUGCAGGGUGCUCCCCCAACACACAGACUCUGAUGAAGCUACUGUAAGGAGUGAAUUUUAAGGAAGAUCUGAACCAGCCCUCUCCUGCUUCUUCUGACCUUCAGCCCCCACAACCUGCUGGCCUCAGAUCCUAGUCAGCCUCCUCUAUGCUCAUUCACAUCCUUCUGCCUGAAAUGGUGAUGCCUGCCCCGUCCCUUCCUCUCAUCCCUGUUUGAAUUCUACCAUUCAACACAAAGCCCCCUUCCAGGUCACAUGUUCUAUAUGUUCCUUAAAAUCUGGAAAUGGUCUCUUCCACAUCUGACCUUUUCAGACACAUUCAACAAAGCCCAGUCCCCUACCACAGUUUGCCUUGGGUUGGUCAUCACUCUUCUCUGCUAACCUCAGCUGUACCUCCCUCAGAAGGGUGCUGUGUCUUUAGGAGGCCAGUGCCAAGAGAUAAGCACCUCUGUCUGUGAAGGGUGUAAGCCAGCCUCCACCUAGCUCCCACAGGGACUCAGCAGACUGAGACCCAGAGCACAGUCUAUAGAAGUCUUUUUGAUAAUAAGUCUACAAGGAAGCAAGAUUAACCUGAUGACCUUCAACCACUCUACCUGGCUUCCCUACCCACCUCCAGCCUCCUGAUGACCUGAGGCAGCCUGCACUGAAUUGUGUGGGAGCUUAUCCACCUCCUGAGGGUCCUCACCUCAUCAAAGCCUUUGCUUCCUGCCUUGAGUUCCAGCUCUUGAGUCAGAGAUAGACUCGCUAUAUUUCUAUGAUUUGUGGUCCUUUGUCUGCUGAUCUAGAUGUCUGGGUCUCCUGAUUCCACUUCCACCUCAGCAAGCUUAGCUGCUUCAUUUCUGACCUCAGAAAGCAAGAUUCUGACUUAAAAGCUUGAGCAUUAUGAAGCAAUGCUAGUAUCCUGCUGGGUGGUACAUGGAUAAUGAAGAAAUAGAGUUUCCAUAGUAAAGCUGUUUUUAGCCUGUUUAGCUUAGGCUGAAUAGAAGGCUAAGAGAGAAGAUGACCUCUCUCAUUGGCAUCCCAGGUGAUCGGUCAUGGCUGUGUCAGUGCCAUCAGUCCAAAAGCAGUGUAAGAUGUGACAACCCAUUGACCCCCUCCCACCUACCUCACUUCUCAAAGCAUAAGACAAAAAAGAAAAAGAAAACUAACUCAACAUUCCAAGCCUGUAUUGAACCAGACUUUGUCCUGUGAAUUUUAUAAAUAUUAUUUCUUCUUAUAAGAAGUCUUUAGAGUAGAUAUUACUGUUCCUAUUUUACAGGACAAUAUAUAGUUGAUAUCAGAGCAAAUUCUUAAAUCUAGUGUUAGAUAAUUCCAGCAUUCAUAUCUUAUCCUUUGCCACAUGGUCACUGAAGACCUUGGAAUCUUGGAGUAUUCAGAGAUUAUCUUCCAUUUGCUCCUUUUCCAGGAUCCUGGUUCUGACUCAGGUGCUUCAACAUGGAAUGAGUUCAUCCUGAUGAUGGAUGAAGCAGUUGGUGGCUGAAAGUGGAAUUGCUCCUUAGGAGGACAAUAAGAUGGUAGAUGCAGGUGGGAGACAUGCAAUGAGUUGUCCUGCCCUCUGGUUCAGAGGAGACACCUGAAGCAGAGAUGCUUCUUCUUCUUGGGUCUUGUGAGAGUUCCUUCCUCUCAUACAAUGUGUGUUGAUUUCAGCAUCCCUAUUCUCAAGUCAGCUUCCCUUUCCAUUAUUAUUCAUGAAUAUUCAAGAAUUAUGUGAUGCCAAAAUCCCCAAUAUACAAAUGGAAAAUUAAAGUCUAUCAAUGUUAAAUACUCUCCCUAGUUGUAAGUGAUGUAUGCAUAAUUGCAGGGAGGGUAUAAUAAUCUCACUCAUUUUAAUUCUUUCUCUCUGUCAUUCCAGACACCCAAACAGUCACUAUCAUCUGUUGCGUUAUCCUUCCUAAAUCUUCCUCUACUUGCUCUUCUUCUCUCAUUCCCAUCUUCCACCUGCAGCUGCAACUCUUUUACAUUUCCACCAGCAAUAUAUGAGAAUUUCUCCACAGCAUCUCGAACUCUUGCUAUUUAUUUUUAUUUUUUUAAUUUUAGCCAUCAUAGUGCUGAUGAAGUGGAAACUGCUUGUGGUCCUGAAUUGCUUUUCUCAAAUUGUUCAUGUUGAACAUGUUGAACUGACAAUCUGUAUGCCUUAUUUGAGGAAAUUUUUUUUCUCUCAAUUUCUUUCUCCCUCUUUCUAUGCAUUGCCCCUACCUCUCCAUUGAGUCUGCUUUGUCUGGUCACUAUGCUGACUUUAUGUUGUUAAAUCCACUGGUCAAUUUUCAGUCCUAAUUUCCUAUAAGUUCUCAGCCACAGUGGACCUAUGCUUCCUGGAAACACUAUUUUCACUUUGCAGUCACCAUUAUUUUCUGCCUACUGGAUGGUUGCUCCAAAGUUUCCUUUAUCAGUAUCAUUCCAACCUCUAAAUUUUUGAAUAGCCGGCGUUCAUACCCAGAUGACCUUGCUUCACUGUCUACACUCAUUUCUUUUUGGUGCUCUGGCUGUGCAGUAAUCCUGUGACCUUCUGUGGCAAAAAGGACUUAGAGAUACAAUCUGUCCCUGGACUCCAUAGUGUGAAUAUCCAACUGUUUACUUGAUAUCUCCAUGUGCAUGUAUAAUAGGUAUCUCUAUCUUGACAGGUUUAAACUCAAACUCCCAAAACAUUCUUCCUAUAUGUCAUCCUUCCAAAUGUCACCUCAAUCCUUCCAUUUAUUUUUCUAGCCAUAAAACCUUGCUUUAUCCUUGACUUCGUUCUUUUUUUUUUUUUUUCAUUUUCAUUUCUUUUUCACUCUCUAUUAGACAAUAUAUCUCAGCAUUCUAUAUAUAUUUGAAUACUUAUUUUUGUACAUCUAUACGAAAAAAAAAUGUUUAUAACAAAAUGCUUCUCCUCUCAUCACCUCCUUGGUUCAAUUGGGUCUUUGUUUCUCACCUGGAUUAUCACAGUUGCCUCAGAGUCUCUCAUUUUUGUCCCUAAUCCUUUAAUAUCUAUUUUCAAAAUAUCAUCCAGAUGAAUCUUUUCAAAACCUAAGUUGCAUCACCUUACUCAUGAGCUCGGAACCACCCCAUUAGCUCCCUUUAUCUGGAAGGUCCUGUAUCAUUUGACCUCAUCUUCCUAACUCCCCUCCUUCCUUAAUGCACUCUAGGAUAUUGGGCUUCCUGCUAUUCCUUCAAUACUCUGUGCAUGCUCCUUCCUCUCUAGAAUUCUCUCCUUCCAGGUAUCCACAUGUCUCAUUUCCUGACCUACUUCAGGUCUUUGUUCAGAUGUUAACUUCUCAGUAAGACCCCUGAACUCCCUAUAUAAAACUGCAAACUCUUUCUGGUGGCCUCCUUCCUCCUUAAUGCUUUAUUUUUCUCCACAGUACUUUCACAAGACUGUGUGACAGGGUACAAUUAUUCUGGGCUGUUGUUUAAAGACAGUUGGUAUUGAGGCCUCCAAGAAUAAACUGCAAUCCUAUCAUGCAAAUACCAAUAUUAUUCCCAGAAAAUGGCACAUAACUAAUAGGUGGCAGAGCUGGAGUUGAAAUCUAAGUGUUGGAUACUAAAGCUCUUGAACUCUAUAUAGUCAACAAUCCUUGCCUCCCUAGCACAAAUCUCUCUUGAUUGUAUUGUAUGAUUUUUUUCAGUGCGUUGUCAGAUUCAAUUUGCUAGUAUUUGGUUGAGGAUUUCUGUGACUGUGUCUCUAACAUUGACUUGUAAUUUUUGUGUGUGUGAUAUCUUUGUCUGGCCUUGGUAUUAGUGUGAUGGUGGCCUUCUAGAAUGAGUUUGGUAGUGUUCUUCUCUCUACAAGUUUUGGGAAGAGUUUGAGAAGGAUAUGUAUUAGUUUUUCUCUAAAUGUUUGAGAGAAUUCACCUAUGAAACCAUCUGAUUCAGGACUUUUAUUUCUUUAAAGAUAUUUAAUUAAAAUUUAAUUUCAUUA
This is a messenger RNA of Dama dama (fallow deer), 5817 nucleotides long. RefSeq lists its product as uncharacterized. NCBI's taxonomy places the organism in Eukaryota, Metazoa, Chordata, Mammalia, Artiodactyla, Cervidae. The transcript has 6 exons. The record is from RefSeq and is a predicted model, not a curated record. The coding region runs from base 74 to 1066 and encodes 330 amino acids.